AUGCGCCACAUCGAUUCAAGCCUGGUUUUCGAUAGUCAUCUUUUUCUUACUCUCUCUCUUUUUCUGGUCCAUAUCUGUCUCUCUCCAUAG
This is a messenger RNA of Colletotrichum costaricense, 90 nucleotides long. RefSeq lists its product as uncharacterized. The coding region runs from base 1 to 90 and encodes 29 amino acids. The transcript has a single exon. Lineage: Eukaryota; Fungi; Ascomycota; Sordariomycetes; Glomerellales; Glomerellaceae. The record is from RefSeq and is a predicted model, not a curated record.